GUUAAGGUUGAAGUUCAUGUGAGCGGGAUUUAUCUACCUUUUCAGAACAUUCACUGAUGCCAAUUCCAUUACUGCAGAAUGGAAAUUCUGUUUGGAUUACACACCCUGGGGAGCAUAACUUCCAUCGUCCUGCUUAUUCUUCUGAUGUGUAUGUUAUAUUCUCCAAUUAAAAGCUACAUACAUAAAUGGAGGGAGAUGAAACCAAUUCCAGGAAUGGAGCAUGCCUUCCCAUUCAUUGGUAAUGCUUUGCAGUUCAAAGCUAAUGCAGGAGAAUUUUUCAACCAGAUUGUUGAGGGGACUAAUGAAAACAGACACAGGCCUCUCGUGAAGGUCUGGGUGGGACCCAUCCCCUUCCUUGUUUUAUUUCAUGCAGAGACAAUUGAGGCGGUCCUCGGCAAUUCCAAGCAUCUAGAUAAAUCUUAUCCCUACAGAUUUCUGCACCCCUGGCUUGGCACAGGUUUACUCACCAGUACGGGAGACAAGUGGCGCAGUCGACGCAAAAUGCUGACCCCGACAUUUCACUUUUCUAUUCUCACUGACUUCCUGGAGGUCAUGAAUGAGCAGAGUGAUAUUUUGACCCAGAAGAUGCUGAAACAUGUAGGCGGAGAACCAUUUAACUGCUUCAGCUACAUUACACUCUGUGCCUUGGACAUUAUAUGUGAAACUGCAAUGGGCAAAAGUAUCUAUGCACAGAGUAAUGCUGACUCUGAAUAUGUCCAGACGGUGUAUAAGAUGAGUGACAUCAUCACUCGGAGACAGAGAGCACCGUGGUGGUGGCCUGACUGGAUUUAUAACGUGUUAGGAGAGGGUAAAGAGCAUGCAAAGAGACUCAAGAUUUUACACUCCUUCACUGCAGGUGUGAUCAAAGAGAGAGCAGAGCAUGCGAGUGAAGGAUCUGACAAUGAUUCAGACCGUGGCUCAAGAAAGAGAAGGGCCUUCUUGGACAUGCUGUUAAAAGCCAAAGAUGAUGCUGGUGCUGUGCUGAGCCAUGAGGACAUUCAGGAGGAAGUGGACACCUUCAUGUUUGAGGGGCACGACACCACAGCAGCUUCCAUGAACUGGGCCUUACAUCUGAUCGGCUCUCAUCCAGAAGUCCAGAAGAAAGUACAGGCAGAGCUACAGGAGGUGUUUGGUUCAUCACAGCGCCAUGUGGGAGUGGAGGAUCUAAAAAGACUGCGCUACCUGGAGUGUGUGAUCAAGGAAAGUCUGCGAAUCUUCCCUGCAGUGCCGCUGUUUGCGCGUAGCAUCUGUGAGGAUUGUACAAUAAAUGGUUUCAAAGUUCCAGAAGGAGUAAAUGCUGUGAUCAUCCCAUAUGCUCUCCAUCGCGAUCCUCGUUUCUUUCCGGAGCCUGAGGAGUUUAGACCAGAGCGCUUCCUUCCAGAGAACAGCACAGGAAGACACCCGUAUGCAUACAUCCCGUUCUCCGCUGGUGCUCGAAACUGCAUUGGCCAGCGAUUUGCUAUGAUGGAAGAGAAGGUAGUUCUUGCCACAGUGUUACGUCACUUUGAAGUGCAGGCGUGUCAGAGUCGUGAAGAGCUGAGACCCCUGGGGGAGCUCAUCCUCCGUCCAGAGAAGGGCAUCUGGAUCCGACUAGACAAGAGGGCCAACUAAACCCAAGUCACGUCUUGCAUGCAAUGUAUGUAGUUCUUCAGGUAUGGGGCAGAGAGAUAUUGGCUGUCAUUUGUGGUACAUUACAGUCAGCACACACACAUGUAUGGCAUAGGAAUUCUCUUGUACUCAAACUGUAGACUUUGAGUCACUACUUUGUGUGUUCCCGUGCAUCCAGUAGAAACCUACAGUUUUCCAUGCCUUAAAUAUCAUACAGUGAGAGAUAUUUGCUCUUUUCUGUAGCACACUGUAUAUACAUUAGUUAACAAGAUAUUUAAAAAAAAAAUAAAAACAAACUGCAUCAAUAACGAUUGCUACUUUGAAUCAUUGUCUUAAGGUACAUAAAAUGAUCUGCCAACAUAUUGAAUGGAUAAGCUGAUCAUAAUUCAUAAAACAAAAUAUUACUAUUAAGGUAAAAAAAAGAAAAAAAACGCUGGGAUGGAAACUCCAGCUGUGAAUAAAAUCUCCAAAAUGCACAUAAGCUUACUGCGCUCAGUUAAGGUUGAUAAUUUAUUUAAAUUUUUUAUUACGAAGACCUGCGCAUAAACUACGAUGGAAACACAUUUACUGAAUAGGUUUCCUCGAUGCGCAUCCAAAAAGUCAUGUGACUUUGCCUCAACAAAUCAUGUGAUUGGAUAAUCGCCUCAGAAAAGUAAAAAUGGCAGAGAGCGAGAUGCACCAGUUUCCCCAGAAGUUACAAUUUUGUUCACAUGGAAAGGAAAGGGUGCUUCAUUCGCAAAUGUUUUAUGUGAUAUUCCUGAUGUUUCCUGAGAUGUUUCCUGACCAUCCGUGUUAAUGUAAAUGUAUGAUUUCUUUUAUGUACACUGACCUAGUGCAGAAUAAACUGUCAACUCUG
Messenger RNA from Ictalurus furcatus (blue catfish), 2464 nucleotides. RefSeq names its product cytochrome P450 4V2. The record is from RefSeq and is a predicted model, not a curated record. The transcript is spliced from 11 exons. The coding region runs from base 79 to 1611 and encodes 510 amino acids. Gene Ontology annotation, molecular function: monooxygenase activity; oxidoreductase activity, acting on paired donors, with incorporation or reduction of molecular oxygen; heme binding. NCBI's taxonomy places the organism in Eukaryota, Metazoa, Chordata, Actinopteri, Siluriformes, Ictaluridae.